Molecule: messenger RNA, 3256 nt
Organism: Sinocyclocheilus anshuiensis
Lineage: Eukaryota; Metazoa; Chordata; Actinopteri; Cypriniformes; Cyprinidae
Product: S1 RNA-binding domain-containing protein 1-like
Exons: 21
Coding region: 71-2995 (974 amino acids)
Biological process (GO): nucleobase-containing compound metabolic process; translation
Molecular function (GO): mRNA binding; structural constituent of ribosome
Source: RefSeq, a predicted model, not a curated record
GUACAUCACUUCCUGCUGCUGACGUCGCUAAGGAAACGGGUUAUGGUUUGAUGCCUGUCGGAGGAACACUAUGCUUCGAAGAACAAGAACAGCAAAGGUGUAUACAGAACCAGCGACAGAUGAUGAAUCUGAGGACAUGACAGGCCAACAAAAAGGUGACAGUGAGGAGUUAGAAGAAUGGUUACCAAAUUCAAAUGAAGGCAAAACUAAAGGAAGGCGUCAGAGGGGGACAGAUGAAACCGGCGAAAAGAAAAAAGUGACCAAGAGGGUGGCCAAACCUAAAGAGCCAAAACCUAAAGCAGUGAGGAAGCCCAGAGCUGCACGGGUUCCCAAAGUGAAGAAGGAGAAGACUAAUGCAAAGCAACAAACUGAGGAUGCGGUUCUACCGAAGCCUGAGUUACAGCAGCAUGUGGCAGUCAAAGAAGAGAGGUUGUCCAUUAACUUGAGCAGUAAUAAUGCAGGAGAUAUGCCUGAUGAGUGUCCAUCAUCCAGUCAACAUUUCCCCAAGGUGAAAAAAGAGGAGCCAGAUGACAGCUUCACCUUUGAUGAACCUGCUCAGAAGAAGCAGAAGACCACAAACUCAGCCCAGGGAAGACCGAUAAAACUCAAACUGAGCAAUUCCUGUGUGGAGGACUUACAGAUGAAUUGGGAUCCCAUUCAGGUUCUUGCUGAGAAGUCUGGUGUGGAGCAGUGGGUGUGUGCAAACAUUGUACAGCUCUUCCUGGAGGAGAACACUAUUCCCUUUAUGGUGCGCUAUAGAAAGGAGCUGAUCAACCAUAUGGAUGCCGAUGCUGUUCGAGAUGUGCAGCUAACUCUUGAAGAGCUCCGGUCAGUGGCAAAGAAGAGCAGAUCUGUUUCUCAGACACUAAAGAAGGAGGGGGUUCUUACUUCAGAGCUGGAAAUGGCUCUAAAGAACUGCACAACGGCUAAUGAAAUAGACCAUGUGUAUGCUCCCUAUAAAAAGGGCAGUAAGUUGUCCAAGGCCCGACGAGCUAAGGAGCUAGGACUGGAACCUGUUGCACUAGCUCUACUUCAGGAACCUCAGAAACUGGACCUGCAAUCCUCGAUCCAGCCCAGCACUAAAGGGUUGUCGACCCUGGAUGAGGUGGCCACAGGUGUGCAGGAGAUCCUGGCAGAUAUGAUUGCAAAGGACAAAGAGACUCUCACCUAUGUACAGUCACUGUGCGACAGGAGUUCGGUGACCAUUCACUCGUCAGUGUCUAAAACAGCCCUGAAAGAACAGCAGCCACAGCAGGGCAAUCAGAAGAGCAAACCAAAGGACAUCGCCAAGUUCAGCCUGUAUAUUGACUUCACCUGUGAUGUUCAGCGCAUCCAGCACCAUCAGACAUUAGCCAUUAACCGUGGGGAGAAUCUGAAGAUUCUGACAGUGAAGGUCAACAUCCCCGACAGGGUGAAGAAUGACUUCUGUAGGUGGUGCGUCAACGUCAGGUGGAGGCCACAGGGAUUCGCAUGGCCAGAAUUGAUGACGAUUUUGAAGAAUGCUGUUGAAGAUUCCUACAGGAGAUUCAUUCUGCCCUUUCUCAGUCGAGGCUACAGGACUAAGUUGACUGCUAGUGCAGAAAAAGAGUCCAUCGCCAUGUUUGUUCGGAAUUUACGUCAGCGCCUUCUGAUGUGUCCGGUGCGUGGGAGAGUCAUCAUGGGAGUGGACCCAGGGUUUCACCACGGCUGCAAAAUAGCAAUCCUGUCCCCCACCAGUCAGAUUCUGCACACAGAUGUGGUGUACCUCCAUGGUCCUGCUAAACACAAAGAAGCAGAAAAACUGCGCCAUCUUAUGUUCAAACACAGCUGCCAAACAAUUGUAAUAGGAAAUGGCAAAGCAUGCAGGGAGACUGAGGCCUUCUUUACAGACCUAAUUAAACAACGCUUCUUCAAGCCCCUCGAUGUGUCCUACUGUAUAACAGAUGAAGCAGGAGCGUCCAUCUACAGUGUGAGUCCAGAGGCUGUUAAAGAGAUGCCUGACAUGGAUCCCAACUUAAGGAGUGCAGUGUCCAUCGGGAGGCGUGUUCAGGACCCUUUAGCAGAGCUCAUUAAGAUCGACCCCAAACACAUUGGUAUCGGCACUUACCAGCACGACGUGUCACAGAGUUUGCUGAGGGCAGCGCUGGAUGGGGUGGUGCAGGAGUGUGUGAGCUUCGUGGGAGUGGACAUCAACAUCUGUUCAGAGACGCUGAUGAGGCACAUAGCAGGUCUGAACGCAGGGCGAGCACGCAGUAUUAUGGAGUGGAAAGAAAAGAACGGGCCUUUUCUCAACAGAGAGCAGCUGAAACUGGUCAAAGGCCUCGGUCCUAAGAGCUUCCAGCAGUGUGCCGGCUUUAUCAGGAUCAACCCUGAGACAGUACGCAGCAGUGUCUGUUCUGGAGGGAACGAAGACCUCAAGGUUCCUCUGAAACAGACAGCUGAGAAGAAAAAAGUCAAAGGCUCUGGGAGCACCUCUAACCAGUUUAACCCACUGGACCAAACCUGCAUCCAUCCCGAAUCCUACAGCAUCGCCUUGAGGUUCUUGUCUCAAAUAGGGGGCAGUUUGGAUCAGAUGGGCAGCGCUGCACUCAGGCAGAGUAUUGAGAGCAGUGUUAAGAGCAGAGGUCUAGAUGUCUUGGCCAAAUCUCUGGACACCACACCUGAGACUCUUCAGCUCAUUGUGGAUGGACUCACUCAGCCACCUGGCUUUGACAUUCGUCAGGAUUUUGAACAGGCAGAUUUCAAGCGGGAAAUUGUGUCCAUGAAUGACCUACACGAUGGAAUGGUGGUAACAGGCCGUGUAACAAACACUGCUUUAUUUGGAGCCUUUGUGGACAUUGGAGUCGGACGUUCUGGUCUCAUCCCAAAGCGUUUCAUCACUCCGGAUAAGCUUCCUGUUGACCAGCGGCAAAGAAGCCUAGCUCUCGGCCCAGGUGAGCGGGUAGAGGUACGGGUCAUAAAUGUGGAUCUUCAGAGGAAUCGGAUCAGUCUGGACCUCAUUAGAGUUCUCAGAUAGGAACUAUUCAUUGAAGAUUUACUGUAGUCAAGUCUAGUUUUCUACUCUGCUUUCAUGUCACGUGAAAAAAAGUUUUGUUCUUGUUGCUGUUGCUGUUGCUUUUUUGUUCUGUUCUACAUUUGACCUGCUGUUACUGUAGUUUUCAUAACUUCAAUAAAAUAGAUAUCUUGCUACGUGAAACUUGACAGGAUUAUAAUUGAAAUGAAUGUCUUCAUCUUCCCAAACAUGAUGAUUCUUGUUGCAAGUGAUGCUCUUCCUAAA